UCGUGUUGAGUCCGACGUGGUGAGUGGUCGUGUGGUAAAUUAAGCUCGCGACUAUCACAUAUUUUUGUGAAAAAAUCAUUUAAAAAACCAAAAAAAAAAAAUAAAAAUAUAUAAAAAUCAACAAAAAAAAUUGCAAAAAGUAGCAAAAAUCGAGCAAGUGUAUAAAACUUCUUUUAAGUUUUUCUUUUGUGUAGAUUUUUCUCUUCAACGUUAUUGAAGAGAGCAAUUGAAAGAAGCGUGCAAAGAUAAAUUGUAUCCGACAGAUAAUAAAAUGAAUUCUGGAGGACCCAACUAUCAAAUGGCAUCACUUUAUGUUGGCGAUUUACAUCAGGAUAUCAACGAGGCUGGUUUAUUUGAAAAAUUUUCAACCGCUGGUCCGGUAUUAUCCAUUCGAGUUUGCCGUGAUGUAAUUACACGUCGUUCACUGGGCUAUGCCUAUGUAAAUUUCCAGCAACCAGCUGACGCGGAACGCGCGUUAGAUACGAUGAAUUUUGAUUUAAUUCGUAACAAGCCUAUACGCAUUAUGUGGUCACAGCGGGACCCAUCUUUGCGUCGUUCGGGCGUGGGAAAUGUCUUUAUUAAAAAUCUUGAUAAAAGUAUUGACAAUAAAGCGAUUUAUGACACUUUUUCUGCGUUUGGCAACAUAUUGAGUUGUAAAGUUGCAACCGACGAAAAGGGCAAUUCAAAAGGAUAUGGUUUCGUACAUUUUGAAACCGAAGAAUCAGCUAACACUUCGAUAGAAAAGGUCAAUGGCAUGUUGUUAAAUGCUAAAAAAGUCUACGUAGGUAAAUUCAUUCCACGCAAGGAACGCGAGAAGGAAUUGGGAGAAAAAGCAAAACUGUUUACUAAUGUGUACGUAAAGAAUUUUGGAGAAGAUUUUGAUGACGAGAAGUUGAAGGAGUUAUUUGAGCCUUUCGGAAAAAUAACCAGCUAUAAGGUAAUGGUUAAAGACGAUGGGAAAAGUAAAGGUUUCGGCUUCGUAGCUUAUGAGACCACCGAAGCAGCUGAAGCCGCUGUUGACGCGUUAAAUGGAAAAGAUAUGGGCGAGGGUAAAGUGUUAUAUGUUGCUCGUGCACAGAAGAAAGCUGAACGCCAACAAGAACUGAAGCGCAAGUUCGAAGAAUUAAAGAAGAAACGGCAAGAAUCGGUAUUUGGCGUUAAUUUGUAUGUUAAAAACUUGGAUGACAGUGUAGAUGAUGAGCGUCUACGCAAAGAAUUUUCGAUGUAUGGUACCAUUACAUCUGCCAAGGUUAUGACCGAUGAAGAGGGACGUUCCAAAGGUUUUGGAUUUGUCUGCUUCAUUUCGCCCAAUGAAGCAACCUGUGCCGUCACUGAAGUGAAUGGACGUGUGGUCGGUUCGAAGCCAUUGUAUGUAGCUUUGGCUCAACGUAAAGAAGACCGUAAAGCACAUUUGGCAUCACAAUACAUGCGUCAUAUGUCGGGUAUGCGUAUGCAACAAUUAGGUCAAAUAUUCCAACCAAACGCCGCAGGCGGCUUUUUCGUACCAACCAUGGCGCCAGGGCAACGUUUCUUUGGUCCACAAGUGACCCAACCGAUUCGUAAUACACCAAGAUGGGCACCACAGGUGCGCCCUGCCGCUGGCGUACAAGGUGUCACACAGGCUGGCGCUGCAGCCGCUGCUGGUAGCUUCACAAAUGCCGCCGCCAUGGCAGCAACCGGUAACGCCCAGUUCCGCCCAGCAGCAGCCGCUGCCCGUGGCCAACCGCAGACAGUUCAAGGCGCGCACGCUGCAGCCGCCGCUGCCAACACAAUGCGCAAUACUGGCGCACGCGCUAUCACAGGUCAGCAAACAGUCGCUGCGGGUAAUAUUCCAAUGGCUGGAGCACCAAUUACUGCAGGCGGUGCUCAGCAACGCGCUGCCAACUAUAAAUAUACCGCCAACAUGCGCAAUCCACCUCCACAACCGGUCCAACAACAACCGCAAGUGCAGCCAAUGCACCAGAAGGGUCAAGAGAAGCUAAUUGCUUCUUUAUUGGCUAAUGCCAAGCCACAGGAACAAAAACAAAUUUUGGGUGAACGCUUGUAUCCUAUGAUCGAGCGCAUGCAUCCACUUAUGGCUGGCAAGAUUACCGGAAUGUUAUUAGAGAUAGAGAAUUCCGAAUUGUUGCACAUGAUAGAGGAUCAAGAUGCUUUGAAAGCCAAAGUUGAAGAAGCUGUUGCCGUUUUGCAGGUUCAUCGUGUUGCUGAGCCAACUAAUUAAAAUACCUUUAUGGAAAUCACAUCAUGCUAGCCGAACUAAAAAGUUUCGUAAUUUUAAAUAUGUUAUUCAUACUGCUUCUAGCCUCAACGUCAGAAAACACAGAAAUGGUCCUCAUUAUUCAAUUCAGAACAAAAAACGUCAGGUAGAUAUGAUAUAAAUAUGUAAUAUUUUUUAAAAAUUGAAAACUGAAUAAUGAGAACCACAUCUAAAAAGUAAUACCAUUUAACAUUCGCUGAAAAUCUUUUGUCAACUUUCAACUUUCAUGAUUUUCCCCAUAAUAAUUAAGAUUCAUGCCUUUUCGCUUCUGAUUUCAGUUAAUUACCUUUUCAAUUCAACCAAUCAAAACGCAAGCGUUUUUUAACAUACAAUCAAUAUAACAUCCUAGCGAGUAAUGCAAAGCUGCCAAGUGACGUGUACACAGUAAUUUCAAAACUGUGUAUUAAGAUUAUAUGAAAAUCAAGAACUAAAACUGAAAAUGAAAAAAUCAAAACUUGGAAUAGAAGAAGAAUUGAAACCAAGAAUUCGGAAGGUGGCACGCCGAAAGAAACAAAAGCAAAACUGAAAACCAGCCACACUUGUGGUUUGAAUUUUAUAAUUUCCUAAAAUUGUAAUAGUUUCAUAAUCUCUGGCGCGAUGAGGUAAUUUUAAUAUAUUUUUUUUUUAUAACCACCACCACCAACUACAACAACCAUACUAAACUCAUACAAGCAUUGCAAACAAUACCAAAUUUUCAUAUUUUUCACUUGAAUAAAAAUUUGUUUUUGUCAUUUACUUGAAGCAAAUGCGUUUCAGUGUACAUUUGUAAUGGAUUAUAAUUUGAAAGUUGCUCUAUUUUGUAAUGAAUGCAUUUGGUUGAAUUGAAGAGAGUUUCAUCUUCUAUAUACUUGAGAAGCGAUUGGGCAGGCUUAGGUAAACAAAAGUAAUUAACAUGUAUGUAAGAGAGAAAUAAUUGAAAAAAUCAAACAAAAAAAUUGCAAAAGCGUAUGAAAAAAUGAAAAAUUUGGAGUGUGGUUAUUCAAACAGAUAAAAAAUAUUAAUAUCAACCGAAAAGAACGGCUCAGUUCUGUCAUCCACUCUCUGAAUGUAAUAAAACAAACAAACAACAUGAGAAUAGAAUUGCUUGUAAAAGAAAAUAUUGAAUAGGGCGAAAAAGUAAACGUUCAAUGAUUUUUUGCUACUUUAAACAAAUAUAAUAAAAAUUGAAAAUAUAUAUACGUCAGACACAACCGCUGACAAGCAGAACUUAAAAAUAAAAACAAAAAAAAUCGCAAAAUUAAUAUAAAAACGGUCCUAGCUGACCAGAAAAACACAAUAAAUAUAAUGAAUGAAAUAACUGAAUUAUAAAUAUACAACUUUUAUCAAAUAUAAAAAACAUAGUAUGUGUAAGACCGUUGAUAAAUUUCAAAGUCGAACCGCGGGAAUAUUUUCAAUUGCGCCCGAUCAAAUGUGUGGAUGGGCAUGCAAAAUACAGGGUGGACCAUAAGUCCCUUCAUAUUUGAAUGUGUACGUGAGAGCGAUGUCGAGUUAGGAAAUGCAAGAUUACGGUCGAAGCAAGGAUUUUUCGAUAAUGAAAAUUUAAAAUAGUUUCCGAAAACCUUUGUCAUGAACAACCUGAACUCGUAUUACUGUACCCGAAAAUCGGAACAUCUUUUUAACCGCAAUCCGAAAUUCAAAUAUUGGGUAGUCGAAAAAGUAUUUUCGUACUUCUAAUCAAACUUCAACUUAUUUUUUUUAUAUUGCAAAAAUAAAAGCUUAUUUAUCUAGUUUUUCUCAUUAUUUAGGCAUUAGGACACCUUUUGGUCCACCCUGAAGCAAUGGUAAAAAUUCAGUAAUAAAUCAAUUCCAAUAUUGAACAAUAUUUUAACCGAACAAUAUAAAAAUUUAAUUAUACCUAUCUUGAUCUGGUGAAAUGAGAAUUUAAAUAAAAUAUAAACUUUUGGCAUAAG
Bactrocera tryoni is the source of this 4167-nucleotide messenger RNA. RefSeq names its product polyadenylate-binding protein (gene pAbp). Lineage: Eukaryota; Metazoa; Arthropoda; Insecta; Diptera; Tephritidae. The transcript has 5 exons. The record is from RefSeq and is a predicted model, not a curated record. Gene Ontology annotation, cellular component: ribonucleoprotein complex. Gene Ontology annotation, molecular function: RNA binding. Bases 272 to 2221 code for a protein of 649 amino acids.